AUGGCUAACCGACGGCCUCAGUUCAACCAGCAGUUCCAGGUCGACACGACCCCUCUGCCCGACGACAUCCCCAAGGUCAAGGAGAUUGGCGCCAGCUCCGCGCCUCUCCUGUCGGCGUCCUACUUCAUCGGCGCCCGUUGCCGCGAAUACAAUGACGAUUUCAUGCAGUGCAAGACGGACAGCGCGGGCCGCGGCGAGUUCGACUGCUUGAAGGAGGGUCGUCGGGUCACGAGAUGUGCCUCCAGCGUGCUGAAGGACAUCAACACUCACUGCCUCGAGCAGUUCAAGGCCCACUGGACCUGCAUCGAGAACCGCAACCACCAGCUCUACCAGUGUCGACCAGCGGAGUGGAAGCUCAACAAGUGUGUCUACGAGAACCUGAAACUCGAGAAGAACAUCCCCGACCAGCGCCCUGGCGUCACCCCCGUCGAGCUCCGCCCCCACAUGAUCUACGCCGACCAAGCCAUCAACACCCUCGAAGGCAAGCCUUUCAUCCCCCCAUCAAAGCAAGCAUCGUAG
Molecule: messenger RNA, 519 nt
Organism: Colletotrichum orchidophilum
Lineage: Eukaryota; Fungi; Ascomycota; Sordariomycetes; Glomerellales; Glomerellaceae
Product: CHCH domain-containing protein
Exons: 4
Coding region: 1-519 (172 amino acids)
Biological process (GO): mitochondrial electron transport, NADH to ubiquinone
Source: RefSeq, a predicted model, not a curated record